Messenger RNA from Fusarium sp. VM40, 2190 nucleotides. The record is from the annotation of a GenBank genome assembly. Lineage: Eukaryota; Fungi; Ascomycota; Sordariomycetes; Hypocreales; Nectriaceae.
AUGACUAUUCUUCAAAUGACAGCUUCCAGUCCCAAAGCCGACCCAAUUGUCGUCGAAGGGACUUCCUUUGCCCUCAACGGCAAGAAUGUCUCGUACCGCUUCCACGUGGACGCUGCCACAGGGGAUCUUCUGCUGGAUCAUUUCGGCGAUCGCGUAACGGAAAACCCCGUCGCACAGAUCAUGUCCAACGGUGGCGGAUGGUCCACCCAAGCCCAUCUCCGCCGCGAGUUCCCAGACCUUGGCCGGGGAGACUUCCGCAUUCCGGCUGUGCACAUCAAGCACGCCAAGGGCUUCACAGUGUGCGACUUCAAGUACAAGUCGCACACAGUGGUCAAGGGGAAGCCCGCGCUGGAGAAGUUGCCCAGCACGUUUGGUUCGGACAGCGAUGUUUCGACGCUCAUCAUCCAUCUGUAUGACGACCAUAGUGCAGUUGCGGCGGACUUGUCCUACUCAAUAUUCCCCGCUUUUGAUGCCAUUGUCCGAAAUGUCAAGAUCACAAAUAACAGUAGUGAUGUCAUUAGUGUUGAGAAGUUGUCCAGUUUCAGCGUUGACUUCCCUCACGAAAACUAUGAGAUGCUGCAAUUGCAAGGCGAGUGGACCAGAGAGUGCAACAGGACUCGUCGAAAGGUUGAGUAUGGCGUUCAAGGCUUCGGAAGCACCACGGGCUAUUCAUCCCAUUACCAUAACCCGUUCUUGUCAAUGAUCUCCCCCACUACAACCGAGUCAAGCGGAGAGGCCUGGGGCUUCUCACUUGUCUACACUGGCUCUUUCAGCGUUGAAGUCGAGAAGAGCCACCAGGGCUUGACUCGCGCGCUUAUUGGCAUGAACUCUUGCCAGCUAUCUUGGCCCUUGAGACCAGCCGAGUCUUUGCAAUCGCCAGAAUGUGUUUCCGUCUUCUCCAACCUCGGUAUUGGAGAAAUGUCUCGCAAAUUCCAUCGCUUAUAUCGCCAGAAUCUCAUUCGAAGCAAGUUUGUCACUGAGCCCCGGCCUGUUUUGCUCAACAGCUGGGAAGGCCUUUACUUCAACUUUGACGAGACAACAAUCUACAAGCUCGCUCAAGAAUCAGCAAAGCUAGGUGCCAAGCUCUUUGUUCUUGACGAUGGCUGGUUCGGAGACAAGUACCCUCGUGUGGAUGACCACGCUGGCUUGGGUGACUGGGUAGCCAACCCUAAGAGAUUCCCGCAUGGCCUGGACUCGCUUGGAGAGAAAAUAACCAAACUUCAAGUCACUGGCUCAGAUGAGAAGCUUCAAUUCGGACUCUGGUUCGAACCGGAGAUGAUCAACCAGAAGUCCGAGCUCUACGAUAAGCAUCCUGAGUGGGUGUUGAGUGCAGGAAAUCACACCCGCAGCGAAACACGUCAGCAGCUUGUGUUGAAUGCAGCACUUCCAGAGGUCCAGAACUAUAUCAUCGACUCGGUCGCUAAAAUACUAGAUACUGUUCCUGUCACUUAUGUCAAAUGGGACAACAAUAGAGGCAUGCACGAAAGCCCAACGCCCGAUAACCACCACGCCUACAUGCUCGGCAUAUAUCACGUCUUUGACGUGCUGACCACUCGAUUUCCCGACGUCCUCUGGGAGGGCUGUGCCUCUGGCGGCGGCCGGUUCGACCCUGGCAUCCUGCAGUACUUCCCACAAAUUUGGACGUCCGACAACAUGGACGCUUUCGACCGCAUCCAUAUCCAGUUUGGUACAUCUUUGGUCUAUCCUCCCUCAACAAUGGGCGCACACGUAUGUUCAUCUCCAAGCGAUGUGACCGGGCGCUCAUUUCCACUGCGCUUCCGGGCUCAUGUCGCGAUGAUGGGAGGUUCGUUUGGAUUUGAACUGGACCCCGGCCAUAUGCUCGAAGAAGAGAAAGCGCAGAUCCCAGAAUUGAUCGCACUUGCGGAGAAGAUCAACCCGAUUGUCGUCAAUGGAGAUAUGUGGAGAUUGGUACUACCAGAGCACUCUAACCACCCAGCCGCACUUUUCAUUUCACAAGAUGGAAGCCAGGCUGUUCUAUUCGCUUUCCAGACUAGAUCGACUACUGUUCUCAACUACCCCCUUCUUCGCUUAGCUGGCCUGGACCCUGCUGCGAGGUAUAAGCUGGAUGGUGGUGAGACAUACUCUGGUGCCACGUUGAUGAACGGUGGUAUCCAGUAUCGGUUCGAUGCAGACUAUGAUAGCAAAGUUGUAUUUCUUGAGAAAGUUUAG